Molecule: messenger RNA, 2354 nt
Organism: Odobenus rosmarus divergens (Pacific walrus)
Lineage: Eukaryota; Metazoa; Chordata; Mammalia; Carnivora; Odobenidae
Gene: AOC1
Product: amiloride binding protein 1 (amine oxidase (copper-containing))
Exons: 4
Coding region: 1-2274 (757 amino acids)
Biological process (GO): amine metabolic process; response to antibiotic
Cellular component (GO): plasma membrane
Molecular function (GO): copper ion binding; primary methylamine oxidase activity; diamine oxidase activity
Source: RefSeq, a predicted model, not a curated record
AUGCAGCCAGAUACCCUGGCCCUCGGCUGGGCCAUAGCUGCCAUCCUGGUGCUGCAGGCGCUGGCCACGGCCAAGUGCCCCUCACGGACCCUGCACAGCCAGGCCGGAGUGUUCGAGGACCUGAGCGCCCAGGAACUGAAGGCCGUGCGCAACUUCCUCUGGUCGCAGGAGGAGCUGAAGCUGGAGUCCUCCCGAGCACCCACCAUGGCCAAAAACUCCGUGUUCCUCAUUGAGAUGUUGCUGCCCAAGAAGCAACACGUACUGAAAUUUCUGGACAAAGGUGGAAGGCCUCCCGCCCGCGAGGCCCGAGCCGUCAUCUUCUUCGGAGCCCAGGCGCAUCCCAAUGUCACGGAGUUCGCGGUGGGGCCCCUGCCGCGGCCCUGCUACAUGCGAGAGCUGCCUCCCAAGCCGGGGCAUCACACAACCUGGGCCUCCAGGCCCAUCACCGGGGCCGAGUACGCCCUCCUGGCCCAGGCCCUGCAGGAGGCCACCAAGCCCCUGCACCGAUUUUUUCUUGAUACCACAGGCUUCUCUUUCCAAGACUGUCACUCGCGAUGCCUGACAUUCACAGACGUGGCGCCUCGGGGCGUGGCCUCCGGCCAGCGCCGCUCUUGGUUCAUCUUGCAGCGCUUUGUAGAAGGCUACUUCCUGCACCCCACGGGGCUGGAGCUCCUCAUGGAUCACGGCAGCACCAACGCCCAAGACUGGACGGUGGAGCUGGUCUGGUACAACGGGAAGUUCUACCAGAGCCCAGAAGAGCUGGCACGGAAGUAUGAGGAGGGACAGGUGGACGUGGUGGUUCUGGAGGACCUACCCGCCAAGGGCCAGGGCGGGGAAGGCACAGAGGAAACACCCCUCUUCUCCUCCUACAAGCCGCGCGGGGCCUUCCCCACCCCCAUCCCCGCAAACGGCCCCCGCCUGGUCCAGCCCCGUCACCGCUACAGACUGGAGGGCAACACCGUGCUCUACGGCGGCUGGAGCGUCUCCUUCAGGCUGCGCUCGUCCUCGGGGCUGCAGAUCCUCAACGUGCUGUUCGGCUGCGAGCGCAUAGCCUACGAAGUGAGCGUGCAGGAGGCGGUGGCACUGUAUGGAGGGCACACGCCCGCGGGCAUGCAGACCAACUACAUCGACGUGGGCUGGGGGCUGGGCAGCGUCACGCACGAGUUAGCGCCCGGCAUCGACUGCCCGGACACAGCCACCUUCCUGGAUGCCCUCCACCACUACGAUGCCGAUGGCCCCGUGCGCUACCCCCGAGCCCUCUGCAUCUUUGAGCUGCCCACGGGAGUGCCCCUUCGGCGACACUUUAAUUCCAACUUCAGUGGGGGCUUCAACUUCUACGCGGGGCUGCAAGGCCAGGUGCUGGUGCUACGGACCACGUCGACGGUCUACAACUAUGACUAUAUCUGGGACUUCAUCUUCUACCCCAAUGGGGUGAUGGAAGCCAAGAUGCAUGCCACCGGCUACGUCCACGCCACCUUCUACACCCCCGAGGGGCUGCGCUACGGGACCCGCCUGCACACGCACCUGCUUGGCAACAUGCACACUCACUUAGUGCACUACCGCGUGGACCUGGACGUGGCAGGCACCAAGAAUAGCUUCCAGACCCUGCAGAUGAAGCUAGAAAACAUCACCAACCCCUGGAGCCCAAGACACCACCUGGUCCAGCCAACCCUGAAGCAGACAAGUUACCACCGGGAGCGCCAGGCGGCCUUCCGCUUCGGACGACUUCUGCCCAAGUACCUGCUCUUCACGAGUCCCGAGGAGAACCGCUGGGGUCAUAAGCGCAGCUACCGGCUACAGAUCCACUCCAUGGCCGACCAGGUGCUGCCCGUGGGCUGGCAGAAGGAGCGGGCUGUCACCUGGGCCAGGUACCCCCUGGCAGUGACCAAAUACCGGGAGUCAGAGGUGUGCAGUAGCAGCAUCUAUAACCAGAACGACCCCUGGGACCCACCUGUGGUCUUUGAGGAGUUUCUUCACAACAAUGAGAACAUUGAAAACGAGGACUUGGUGGCCUGGGUCACCGUGGGCUUCCUGCACAUCCCCCACUCAGAGGACAUCCCUAACACGGCCACACCCGGAAACUCUGUGGGCUUCCUUCUCCGGCCUUUCAACUUCUUCCCUGAGGACCCAUCCCUGGCAUCCAGAGACACCGUGAUCGUGUGGCCCCGGAACAGCGGCCCCAACUACAUCCAGCACUGGACCCCGAAGGAGGAGGAGGGGGACUGCUUGAUGCCUGACCCUUUUAGCUACAAUGGAACCUACAGGCCUGUGUGAAGGACCCUCUGUCCCCAACUAACCCCACAUAGAAGCCCAGGUGCCCCCCGGGGAAAGGCAAUAAAGCCCUGGGGGCUCAG